AGUGCCUUUUGUAAUGGGAGUGGGAUUAAGACAUCAAGUGACCAGCUGUGGCUCCCAAGUGGGUUUUAGGCUUCUUAGAGCACCAGGUCACUGUCAGGUUCAAUCAGCCACACGCCAUAGAGGUGAGAAGAGGUGGAGCACUGAGUGUGCUGCAAAGGAACCUUGCUGGAAUCCACACCAGGCCCAUCUUCUCAACUCUGAGGGACGGGGACAGAACCUAUUCAGGCCCUGUGAUGACAGUGACAUAUACAUACCGUGUGGCUGAUGCCCGCCUCGGCACCUUCUCACAGCUUCUGCUUCAAUGGAAAGGCAGCAUCUACAAGCUCCUCUAUUGUGAGUUCUUAAUCUUCGUCUCAUUUUACUUUGGCAUCAGCCUCAUCUACAGGUUAAUUCUGAAUGAAAGUCAAAGGCUGAUGUUUGAAAAACUGGCCCUCUACUGCAAUAGCUAUGCUGAACUGAUACCGGUGUCUUUUGUAUUAGGCUUUUAUGUAACCUUAGUAGUGUCUCGCUGGUGGGGACAGUACGAGAGCAUCCCAUGGCCUGACCGCAUUAUGAAUCUGGUUUCAAGUGGUGUGGAUGGGAAGGAUGAGUAUGGGCGUCUUCUGCGGCGCACGCUGAUGCGCUACAUCAAUCUACUGAGUGUGCUGAUCUUGCGCUCAGUCAGCACUGCAGUCUUCAAGCGAUUUCCCAGCAUGGAACAUGUUGUGACAGCAGGCCUGAUGACACCAGAAGAGCACAAGAAGUUUGAGAGUUUAAAUUCAGCCCAUAACAAGUUUUGGAUCCCAUGUGUGUGGUUCUCAAACUUGGCAGUGAAGGCACGUAAUGAUGGACGAAUCCGUGACAGUGUGCUCCUCCAAGGCAUCUUGAAUGAAAUGAACACGUUGCGCAGCCAGUGUGGACGUCUUUAUGGAUAUGAUUGGAUCAGUAUUCCCUUGGUCUACACACAGGUUGUCACAGUAGCUGUUUACAGCUUCUUCCUUGCAUGUUUAAUUGGCCGUCAGUUCCUGGAUCCAGCCAAGAGGUACCCUGGCCAUGAAAUGGACUUCUAUGUGCCCAUUUUCACCUUCUUGCAGUUUUUCUUCUAUGCUGGCUGGCUAAAGGUAGCAGAACAGCUCAUCAAUCCAUUUGGAGAGGAUGAUGAUGACUUUGAAACCAAUUGGCUUAUUGAUAGGAAUCUGCAGGUCUCCCUUAUGGCUGUGGAUGAAAUGCACCAGGACUUGCCAACCUUGCAGAAGGAUCCAUAUUGGAAUGAAUCAGACCCCCAGCCACCUUAUACUGCAGCAACAGCAGAAUAUAAGCGGACAUCUUUCCUUGGCUCAACCUUUGAUAUCAGCAUGCAGAAGGAAGAGAUGGAAUUCCAACCCCUGGAACAGAUCAAAGAGAAUGAGGAAGCAAACCACUCGACACCACUGUUGGGGCACAUAAGCCGCUUCCUGAAUGUACAAUCCCCCAGCUUUACCAGGUCGCCAAGAAUGAGCCUGAUCCGUCGGAGGAAUGAAAAUGUCCCUCCUUCUCUUUGUUAUGCUUAUAUUGAUGGGGGCAAGCCUGGGAACCCUCCAAGUAUUAAUCAGCAAAGGGGAGACAGCUUCCCACUAGGCAUCAGUUCUCAGGAUCAAUGGGACACUGCAGCCAGUAAACUGAGAGAAUUUGAUGCCUUCACAUCGAGCCCUUUCUAUGAGAGGCCUGGAUUCUACAGUGCUCCACAGACGCCCAUCAGCUCAAUUCCGAUGAUCUUGCCAUCCCAGCGUCAAAACCGAAAAAAACCUCCUGCUCUCUCCAGCAUUGCUGCUUGUUCCACUUUUCUGAGGGACAACACUACCAGCCAGUCUCCUCGCAAAGUUGGUGAUAUGGACAGAAGUGAGCACUUGUUUGGCUCAAGAUCAAGAGAGACUUUUUUGUGGCCAGCUGAAAAAAGCCAAGUUUCAGACUCAUUAGUCAUGUCAGUUAAAGAAGACACAAAAAACAUAAGCAGUUGGUCAAAGGAAACAUCUCCUCUUGGAAGUCCAGAAGGAGCUCUGUCCUCAGGCGACUCUGUAAGCACCAAGUUUCCCUUCUUUGUUGAGUGCACAGGCCCUGAGAUGCAAGCCAGUUUCAAGAGCUUGAAUAAUCUGAAAAGCCACCAGCAACUUCCAGAUAACACAACAGCUCCAGACCAUGCCAGCAUCCUUUAUGCUCACAGCAUCAAGACUCCUAAUAGCAAUGGCCCUACUACUUUCUUUCCCUUCACCCCUUUGACUUCCCCAGGGUUUGAGACAUCUCAUCUGAGCAAAGGAAAUGCUAUUGUUGGCCCUGGCUCAGAAGUUUCUCCUGGAGUUAUGGAGCAAGAUAAUCCAACUGUUUCUGGAGCUGCAAGUGACUCAGGAAGUAUUUAUUACACCGAGGAGCAGAGAAAGACCACCAGCUCUUUGCCCAAUGACUCUGGCAUCUCUCUAGCAGAGAGAGACUUUGUGGGAUUAAUGGAAGUGAUCAUGGAAAUAAGUGAGAACACAAGUGAUGAAGGAAAGGGAGACAAGGGACAGUUCAGUUAAGUGGGCACAGAGUCUUUUCAUAUGGAUGUUGUGGGAGGGAUUGCUUUAUUAUUUUUAAAAUUGCUAUCCAGCUUUUUAAGGGUGGCAGAAGCACACACUACAGACUACAAAACAAAUGGAAUAUCAGCUUUAAGCUGGACCACUCAUUUCAUAAAUGCAUAUGAGCUGUCAUUAACAAGCAAGUUAAGGGCCAUUCAUGGAAUUUCAGCAUCACACAACUAAGGAAAUUAAUUUCAGCAGACUUACUUUGGUUCCAUGCUUAAUCUUUUGUUUGCUAUUUUAUCUGAAAGUACCAAAGAAUGGGAACUUGCUGCCAGUGCUACAAAUGCACAUCCCGCUCCAGGGAGAGUAUUGGAGAGAGAAUUUAAUUGGGACAAAUCAUAUAAUCGGUGUGUAAGUUCAUUUCAGAAGGAUGCAAUGGCUUCUUCCCCCCCCCCUCCAAUUAGCAUACUUAAAAAUGGAAUUUCUUCUUGUGACUAUUACCAGCCCACUUAGCCAAAUUAUGUUUGAGGUUUAUUGGAUCCUAGAGAAAUUCCUUUACACAAGAUCACACUUCAUGUGGAUUUUGACAGUGAUUACAGAUUAAGAUUGGAUAGUGGCAUGAUGGCAUACUCCAUUCAAAAUGGGCAACACCAGUAUGACCCAACCCAUCCAGUCAGCCUACAGCGCCAAACUUUCCAACCCAAACCCAAACAUUUUUAUAGACAUUAAUAUGAUCUUGGUAUUAAGGACUUGUUAGCAUGUCCUGUGCUCCAGAUGGCGGGAGAGGGUGCAAUUCUUGGAGGCAUUCCUGUUGCCUUACGGUACAACUGUACCCCUGACUGAGUAAAAGAAAAGUUGGGAAGUCAGAGGACAGUAUUAAUCGGUCACUCUAGCAAAUAAGGUGCCUAUUGCAAGCC
Messenger RNA from Python bivittatus (Burmese python), 3427 nucleotides. Its product is annotated as bestrophin-1. The record is from RefSeq and is a predicted model, not a curated record. Gene Ontology annotation, molecular function: chloride channel activity. Lineage: Eukaryota; Metazoa; Chordata; Lepidosauria; Squamata; Pythonidae.